Molecule: messenger RNA, 1938 nt
Organism: Theobroma umbraticum
Lineage: Eukaryota; Viridiplantae; Streptophyta; Magnoliopsida; Malvales; Malvaceae
Product: YCF20-like protein (DUF565)
Source: RefSeq, a predicted model, not a curated record
AAAAUUUCUGCCUCUCACUACUCUCCCUUCCUCUUUCUUCUUCCUGUUAUCUCCUGUCUCUGACCUCUGUAAUUUCUUCAGCACGUUGCGCUGCGUUUCCUUCAAUGGAAUUGGAAGCUGUUGUUUAGCCUGGAAUUUGGGUCUGCUACUUUGGGUUAUUGAGUUGUUAGUUUGCAGGUUUCUGCGGAGCUAUGGCGACGACAACAAGCUUACCCAACCGUCCAAGGCAUGCUAAUUUUUCCAUUUGUAAGCUUCUCAGUUCAAGUCAUGCGACUGUAGACCCUGGAGCAUGCUCUCACAAGAAUGGUUGCUUCUUUGGACGGAAACCCAGUUACCAGCCCUGUUCCAUUCAUGUAGCUCAACCCUUUUUCAUCAAUAAUUUCAGGAGGAUGGCAUGGUCUAUUAGAAGCAGUGUGGAUGCCAGCGGAUUUGAUCCUUCUUCCAGCAAUAAUGGCAGGCCGAGAUUAAUUAGGGCCAUCCAAGUUAUUCAAAGUAAACUAGGUGUGAGACUUCAGGAGCUAAGGAGAAACCUUCCAAUGAAGAUACUCUUUUUCUUGCUAGGAUUUUAUUGUGCAACUGCAUUUGCUACUGUUAUUGGGCAGACGGGUGACUGGGAUAUUCUUUCUGCCGCCUUGGCUGUGCUUGUUGUGGAGGGGAUAGGAGCCCUCAUGUAUAGGGCCUCUCUUCCUGUACUCGCCAAUGUUAGGAGUCUGAUCACCAUGUUUAACUAUUGGAAGUCUGGGCUUACUCUCGGUCUCUUCUUGGAUUCAUUUAAGUAUGAAGUGGAUAAGAUUACUGGGUUUAGUGAUCUCAUAAAUUUUGAAAUAGAUGUGUUCCCUGUAUUCUUGUAGCAAGCUGCUGCUCUGAUAUGCUGUUUGGUAAUGUAUUGUGCAUCCAUCAUGGAGUUGAAAGCGUGGGUGGAUUCAAUUCCAAGAGCUCUGGUUGUCAAUGAUGGCCUUUGAUGGACUAUAAAUGGUGGCACUGAGACGAAAGCAAUGUAGUAGUAAUUCGUAUGGAGUAACUCCUUUGCCUUGUCACCUAUGGUGUUUUUGGUUCCCUAAGUUCAUUCUUUGCUUGGAAUUACGGGUAGAAUCUCCUGGCCAUAGUUACAAAGACUACAGUGCAUCAAUGAUCAUAUGGAGAAGUAGGACAGAAGUUUUUUCAUGCUUCAGGCUUGCCCAAAUUUUUUAUCCGACUAAUCUCCUAGGACAACAGUGACAACGUCUGUUUUGUCACGUAGAGGAACUUCCAUGGGUUCUAAACAAGUUUAAGUAUUGCAUAUGCUUUUCUUCUCAGCUUGUUGGUUGGAAAAUUGAUGCUGUGAAUAGUUGAAGAUAUUGAAGGAUCAAAGGAAGGCAGUUAUCACUGGCAUGUAUACCUUUCAGCUGAUGUCAAUAGUGCAAUGUUCCAUAGCAGCUUCCUGUAAUCUUGAUACAAACACGACCCAGCAAACUGCAAUCAUUUAUCAAUGCUAGGGCCUGGAUAUGCUGGCAGGCUCAUAAUCCGCUUGUCCAACACAGGGCCUCCGAUGGUGAAAUGAUAUAGACUCUGAAACUUUGAUCCUCUAAACCCAAGAAGUUCGUGCACUGCAAAUGUACAACAAAAUGAAAAAUCAGACAUCAUUUUGAUUGUUGCACAAUGACAGAGCGCACCUUGUUGUAAUAAGGGGGAGUUGGGGCAAAGGCAGGCCUUAGAUUUUGGUGUUACUCAUUAUAGAGGAAAGAGUAUGUUCUUUAAGGACAUUUUUUCCUCAUUUCACUGCAAUUAUCUCAAAGGAACAUGCAAAUUGUAAUGGCACUGGCUUAUACACCCUGACCAAGGAUGAGACCACCUUAUGCAACUACUGACAUAAAGAAUGCAGUAUACCUCAGAUGAGAUAUGUAACCUAUCAUCCUUUAUGUAAAGCUCCAUGUGAUGACUAGGAUACCAUUUAUAAUC